Molecule: messenger RNA, 771 nt
Organism: Penicillium canescens
Lineage: Eukaryota; Fungi; Ascomycota; Eurotiomycetes; Eurotiales; Aspergillaceae
Exons: 2
Coding region: 1-771 (256 amino acids)
Source: RefSeq, a predicted model, not a curated record
AUGCCUUCCCGAAGGACGGCAGGCCAAGCCCUCAACAGUACUGGUCAAGGCCGUUCUGAGUCACAUGCCGCUCCCAAGCAUACUAUCCGCCCUCCUAUCGCCGGUGAUGAUGAUGCUUCGUCAGAUACCCAAGGCGCACACAUUUAUACACCAUUGGUCACCUCGCCAAUAGCAAAGACCCCGAAACGAAAGCACUGGAGGAUUGUUCAUCGACGAUGCUUGCAGGUUUUCAAGGACGCUGAUAAAGAGCGGGAGGAGCUCACACAAUCCAUACAGCAACUAGAGGAAGACAAUGCCCAAGCCACGACAAAAGUUCGCCAUCUGAGUGACAAAGAUGACCGGAAUCUGGCCAAGAUUCAAGAGCUUGAGUUUCAAGUAUCUAGUCUGAAACAACAACUUCAGUUUGCACAGGCUUGUUGCACGACCGGUGAUAAUGUGCUGCCCAUACUAUUGGAGGUCAGCAGCUAUUUUCAAUAUGCGCAGAACCAGCUCGAGAAGAAGAUAGAGGCAGAGAAGAAUGCAGAGAAAAACAAGUCUGCAUUUGCUGGCUUACCUACAUCUGAUGUGCUACAAGGCUCGUGGCCAGUCAAUAACGGGCAGAUGGGCUCGUUUGGUACCAACUCGCUCCCAAACUAUCCACUACCCAAUACCCUUUCGUCGACCAAUCAGCAAGCGCCGAUCCAAUACAGCCAGCAACCUCUCCAGCAAGUACCGGUCCAGUUCAGCCAGCAACCUCUCCAGCAAGCUAGCCAAUACAUAGCACAAUUGUGA